Cyprinodon tularosa is the source of this 1651-nucleotide messenger RNA. It is a transcript of the gene gdpd3a, whose product is annotated as glycerophosphodiester phosphodiesterase domain containing 3a. Gene Ontology annotation, cellular component: endoplasmic reticulum membrane. Gene Ontology annotation, molecular function: phosphoric diester hydrolase activity; phosphatidylcholine lysophospholipase A1 activity. The record is from RefSeq and is a predicted model, not a curated record. NCBI's taxonomy places the organism in Eukaryota, Metazoa, Chordata, Actinopteri, Cyprinodontiformes, Cyprinodontidae. The transcript has 10 exons. Bases 350 to 1297 code for a protein of 315 amino acids. Gene Ontology annotation, biological process: glycerophospholipid catabolic process.
CCCUCCCAGAGGGUCAAAUGUUGCAAUUGGAGGAGGAGAGGCCAAUGGAUAACAAGCUGGUGCUUCAUUAACCAAUGUUUACAGCCCUGCUUAGGGCUGUUUUCAUCAGAAAUCAGGACAAACUUUGACAUAUUGGUUUGAGAUAAAAGUGGAAGAUAUUUGUUCAGUCUUACCAGUCUGUCCAGUUUUUCCCUCUUAUAUUUUAACAGGCAGCUGCACCAUAUCUCUCCUCAGUUCUUUCACUUCUGAUCACUCGCAGCAAGAGCUGGUGUGGUUAUUAGUGGCUACAUAAGGAGAUAUCUAUCUUCAGGUUUGAGAACUUUCAGAGAGCUGAUCUUAAAGGGAAAGGAUGAGCAUGUUUCUGUACUUGGGGUUGCCUCCAUUGGCCAUUUAUGCACUAGUCUCCCGGUACCUGCUGAAAAACCCACACCAUCUCCACAAGAGGAAACAACCUGCUUUCUACUGCACUCACAUUUCACACCGAGGAGGGUCGGGAGAGAAGAUAGAAAGCACCAUGGAGGCGUUUACACAUGCAGUGGAACAGGGCACAGAGAUGCUGGAGAUGGACUGUCACUUGACACAGGAUGGAUAUGUGGUCGUUUCUCAUGAUGAGAACCUGAAGAGGCAGACAGGCCAAGAUGUCAACAUCUCCUCACUCAAUUUGGAGGAACUGCCUUUGUAUAACGAAUCACUUGAAGUGACCUUCCAUGCAGGCCACCACAGCACCGGCACAGACAGGAAGAUCGCUCUUCUGGAGGAUGUGUUCAGGAAGUUCCCUCAGAUCCCCAUAAGCAUUGAGAUCAAAGAGAACAACCAACAGCUGAUGCAAGAGAUUUCAAACAUGGUUAAACGCUACAACAGAGAAAACAUCACUGUGUGGGCCUCAGUAGACUCCACCAUCUUGAAGAAGUGCCGCAGUAUCAACAGCUCUAUGCCUUACAGUUUCUCAAUGAAACGUGGCGUCCUGGUUCUGCUCCUGUUCUACAUUGGCCUACUGCCCUUUGUCCCUCUGGGAGAGAGCCUGCUGCAGUUUUACCUGCCACGCAUCAUUAACAGGACCUACAUACCAGAGAAAGGAAUCCUGAGGAAAAGACUGAUUGUUUCUUUUAUAGAUAAGAUAACAAUGAGAAAAAGUCUGUUCAAACACCUCGCAGCCCGUGGAAUACAGGUGCAUUUAUUUGUUUGCAAUGAACAUAAAGACAUCAAGGAAGCGUUUGAACUGGGAGCCACAGGAGUCAUGACUGAUUAUCCAUCUUUGCUCUCAAGCUACAUCCAGACAUACAGGAGUCAACAUUGAACCCCAGCAGAACGAAAAGAGGACGGCAAAAACACCAAAGACUGUGUUUCAUGUUAAUAAGCUGAAAGAACUAAGGUUUCAUUCUGUUCUUUAAGCAUAAAGGGCACUUAAUCACUGCAGAGGGGGUGAUCAUGUCUACUGUAUAUAAUCAGAUCAUUAUGUAAAGAAAGUGUGAAUGAGCUUUGUCAGCGGUGAAUGUUUAACUAGAUGGAGCCUGUCACUUGACAACCAGUGAUAAGGCGCAAAACAAACAUGGCUUUGUUUUGACUGUAGCUAUUCUCUGACAGUAUUGGCCAGUUUAAUUGCAUCUGUUCUUUUAUAAUAAAUAAAAAGUCACUCAAAAUGCACAGAAAA